CAAACCAUUGAAGAUUACUAUCAGAACAUCUUUGGUGAGCCAUUGGUGGUUACUACUAGAAUAUCUUUGGUGAACCAUUGGGGGUCACUAUUGGAGCAUCUUGGCAGAUCAUUGCAAAAAGGCAGUUGCUCUAUUCAGAAGCCUAUUAAUAUAUUAGGCUAUAUAGUAUCCACUAGCAUGAUCUCUACAAAGACUAAGUUCAGCACUAGUUGGCUUAUUGCAAAUCUUGCA
Molecule: messenger RNA, 231 nt
Organism: Dentiscutata heterogama
Lineage: Eukaryota; Fungi; Glomeromycota; Glomeromycetes; Diversisporales; Gigasporaceae
Source: the annotation of a GenBank genome assembly